Molecule: messenger RNA, 7598 nt
Organism: Scylla paramamosain (green mud crab)
Lineage: Eukaryota; Metazoa; Arthropoda; Malacostraca; Decapoda; Portunidae
Exons: 8
Coding region: 313-6282 (1989 amino acids)
Biological process (GO): mismatch repair
Cellular component (GO): mismatch repair complex
Molecular function (GO): protein binding; ATP binding; mismatched DNA binding
Source: RefSeq, a predicted model, not a curated record
CUCGUCUCCUUCAGUUGUCUCUUAGGUUUUAUGCUGAAAUUUCUCAACACUGAAUGAGGAACUUUUCAGUACAUUGUGGUACCUCUUUUAUAUCUCCAUAUUAUUCCAGCACACUUCUAUUCUUCUCCUGACUAUUGGCUAAAGUAUACGUAUACACAUUCAUAUCCCUUAAUGAAUGCACUAUAAAAUACAUGUGAUAAAACUGAAGCAGCUGAGAAACUACUCCUAAACUCUAAGAAAAAAAAAUAACUGAACUUCUACUACAGGGUAGACAGAAAAUUUGUACCGGCUUUAGGGUGAUAAUUAAUUAAUAUGGAGUUCUUUAUGGUAAUACAAAGCAUAGUAAUGGCGAUUAUUUUGGACCGAAAAUGUGUUUUGGAACCGAAGUGUACACGAGAAAGUCAGGCUCGAUCCCAGACCAUGGCAGGCAGGAUCCUUCCCCUGCCAGAUGAGGUACGGUGCCAGCUGAGGUCAGGUGUUGCCAUUGCAUCUGUGGCCCAGUGUGUGGAGGAGCUGGUCCUGAACAGCCUGGAUGCUGGUGCCACUUGUGUGGCUGUGAGGGUGGACCUGUCCAUCUUCAGGAUCCAGGUGGUGGACAAUGGGGAGGGUGUGCCUCAGUCUGACCUCAAGUACCUGGGGAGAAGGCAUGCUACAAGCAAGUGUCACUCCUUAAAGGACCUCAGCAGCAAUUUAUGUCACUAUGGCUUCCGGGGAGAGGCUCUGGCCAGCAUUGUUAAUUUGUCAGCCAUUGUUGACAUCACCACCCGUCCCCAAGGCAGCCCCCGCACCCUCACCAAACUGUUCACCUUUGGGAAAGAGAGGUCAGUGUCCACUGCCAAAAUCAACAGGCCGAGCAUUGGGACAACAAUCACCAUCCAGGAGUUCAUGCACAACAUGCCCGUGCGGCAGAAACUUGUUAGAGAAGCCAUUGAUGUGGAGAGCAUCAGGAUGCGACUGGAGAGUUUUGCUUUGAUGCAUCCAAAAGUGGCCUUCAGUCUGAGGAAUGACCGCACCAGUACUAUGGUGGUCCAAACCAAGAAGUCAAGUGGUACCCUGGCAACCUUCCUGCAGCUGUUUGGGGUGGAGCGGGCACAGGGCAUGGCUGAGGUGCACCACUCCCUUGGCCCCUUCACGGUGUCAGGCUACAUUGGUACCCAGCCUCACCUCACCAAGGCACUCCAGUUUGUGUACAUCAACAAGAGAGUUGUUCUCAAGACCAAGAUUCACAGGAUGCUCAAUGACUUGUUGGCUCGCAGCUCCAUCAUUAGUGCCAGACUCCACCCCAGUAGUGUGGUUCCCAGCAGUGUGGGUCCCAACAAGACUCCCUCCAGUCCCCCAAAGGGCAUGAGGCUGUAUGGAAUGUUUGUGCUGAACAUUGAAUGUCCUUAUAGUGAGUAUGACAUCUGUCUGGACCCAUCCAAAACUCUGGUGCAGUUCAAGGAUUGGAAUAGGCUUCUGCUCUGUAUUGAGGAGCUGGUCCUGCAGUUUGCCAGUGAAGAGAACCUCAUGAUUUCCCUGGACGAGAGAUUCCGGUUAUCAGGGAAGGACCAGGAGGAAGGGGAGGAGGAGGUGGAAGAGGAGGAAGAAAAACUGAAUUUGUCCCAGAGUAGCCAGUCCCGUCUUCAGGUGUUUAGUCUUAAAAGGAGUUGUGAAGGAAGUAAAGAAGAUGAAAAACCAGGACCAGCAAAACAAAAAUAUGGGAAAACACUGAACACCCAAGACAACCUGCUGGCUGUCCACUCAGUGAUGGUCAAGAGGGCCAGGAGGGAGUCCAAGGUGUAUGAGGAGGACAAAGAAAUAAACUGUGAUAAUGAUGAACUUCACAGCAACAAUGAAGCAACUAAAGAAUGCAGUGACAAAAGAGAAAGUAAUUUUGAUACAACCCAGAAGGAUGAUGACUCCACACUGGGUGCAAUGAGGAAUAAAAUAAGGAAGUAUUGUGAAGACAAUAGUGAAGAUGAGAAUGAAGAGAGAAGUAUCAGAAUAAACCAUAAGGACAGUCAAGCUGAUACUUCAAGGCAUGUUGAGGCCACAACAGUGACUCCUCAAGGAUCCCCAGGCAAGAGUAAGGAAAAUGACAAGUCCAGUGUUUCUCAUUCUCUCCCUGAGUUUGAGGAAUUAUCUGUCAGUGGUAAAAGUAACUCUGAAAACACACAUGUCUCAGAAAGCAGUGAAAGUGAUGAGACUGUUUCUCUUGCAGCAAAAAGAAAGGAGGGGGUGAGGAGUGUUUUGGAAGAGUUUAAGAAAGUACUGGAGGAGGUCAAUGAAAGGGACAAGAACACAGAAAGUGACUUAGAAGAAGCUCUAGCUCUCACUGAAAGCAGUACCCAGGAGGAGAGGAGAGGUGGGAAUGUGGACAGGAACACUGACAGAACAGUGAGUAACACAGGCACUUUGAGCACAUUGCAGGAAUUCAUGAACUUUAACAUGAGAGAGGAGGAGAAGGAGGCCCUGGAAGGCUGCCAUACUCCAGAGGAAUAUGUGAGAGGCACACCAACCUCUCCUCCUCCACUCAAGUCCCUUCGUGCCUCCUCACCGUCUCCUUCUGCAGCAAAAAAUAUCAUCCUUGAAGCCUGCCCCAAGAGAACAUGGCAGUCAUCAACGGACCCAGAGAGCCAGAGGGAAUUUGAUUUUAAGGCUGAAAAAAGGAAAGCAAGUGAUGUUGAUAAUGAGGGACAUAUUGAGAAAAGAGUGACACGAGCUUCCCCACAUGAAGCGAGGCAUGGAAAAAAUCAGUCCUUGAGUAAAUCCCUCAGUGAAAAGUUCAGGAAUCACCAGAACAGAUCUAGGGCUCUGCAGUCCCUUCAGAAAUUUGGUUACAGCAAAACUAAACCAACUCAGAACAUACAAGAAACAUAUUUUGCCGCUAGAGAAAAGAUACUGGGUGGAGGAAGAAGUACUGUGGGCAGUAAUGUAGUGGGAAAUAGUGUUAUGGUGUCAGCAGAGUCUCCUAGACUCAGCACAUAUGAUGAAAGUACACAAGACAAGGGCAGUGAGGAGUGCCUUGAUGCAAGCUUCAAGUUUGAUCCUGUAAUUACCAAAACAUUCCAAGAUGUCGAUACUUGUCGGUCUCACAUACAGUCCUGCAGAAAGAAUGAACCUUCCAUGGACAUGCUUCUUGAUAACAGUGCAGUGGAUACUGAGAGCGGAAGGGUUGAGAAAAUAUAUUGUAAUCCUAUUAUUGGUGUCUCCUCAGAGUGUGGAAAUGGUAGGAGUGGUGUGGAUGGGAGCUGUGAGAAUGUAAUGAGUAAUGUGGAUCAUAGUGGUGGAAAUGGUAUGAGUGUUAGUGAUGGGAAUGUUGUGGAUGGCAGCAGUGACAGCAGACUCAGUACUUUGAAUCAGCGCACCACAACACCCAAGAAAACUAGUUCAUUGUUUAAUAUUGCAAUGAAUUAUGCCUCAUCACCGGAGGGUUCUGACGGCAGCCCAGAGAAGCCCAGCGCUCACAACACUCCACUAAAGGUUCCUCAAUUCUUGGGUUUUGAGGAAAGCUUAGCACAUCCAAAAGGUGCCCCCACAGGACCCCCUCACGUCCUAGGUGACACCUGUACAGUUGUGAAGCCUGCUCAGAAGUGUACCGGUUCUGGGACUGUGAAUAUCUCAGGACAGAGGGAUCGAGUGGCUAAUACAUUUGUGGAAAGUGAAAUUCCAAGGAUUGUAAAUGAAUCAGUGACAAAUAUCAACACAUCUCAUUGGACUAGCACUCUUUGUGAAACAUCUAAUAAGUCUAAUUCAUUUAAUGAAAGGACAUUACCUGUGUAUGACAAAGAUUGUUUAAGUCAUUCAGUACAUAAAGGAGGAACUCAGUUCAAAGUUUUACAAAAUAGUAUAGAUUCCAGUUCAGCUUCCUACAGUGUACCAAUCACACAGGCUUUUGAGGUGAGCAAGCCAGUGACCCACCAGGAAGCUUAUAGAGAGACACAGGAGAUGCAGGAGAGCAUUUGUCAAUUUCAGCCAUCCCAGGGCUUCACUCCUUCAAGUAUUGAGCCAGGAAUACAAAGGCUAAGUUUGAGUGCAGAUGAAUCCUGGGUGCCUGCAUGCUCCCAGCAGGUGCAGGAUGCAGUGGACAGUGCAAGAGCUGUUAGUGUAGAACAUGAAGAAGCUAUGCAAAAAGAAACAUCAGACCAAAUAUCAGAUUCUAAGGUGCUGGAAUCUCCUAAUGUACUAAGUGAAGAGCCACUUACAGAUACAGAACCAUUGCCUUCACAGAUGAAUAUAGGAAACAGCUCAGCAGGUGUGUGCAGACCACCAGUACCAGAACCCUCCUUAGCACUUAACACUCACCCUUUGCCUUCAUCUCAGGGAGGAGAGGUCCCUGAAGUGCAGAAGGGCUGUGGGCCAACUUCUCAAACCUCUCCAAAUCCUUUCUCAGAAUCCCUGCACUUCUCCCAGCUGACUCUACCUGAAGAGGGGAGCAGUGAGGCCUCUUCUGGCACAAACACUCUGCUUGCUAGUUCAUCACUUUCUCUUGGGCUUCCCUUCACCUACCACUCAUCGGGAAAUUCUGAGCCACUGAAGAAAAAGAUGUCUUCGUGUGACAUUACUUUCCAAGGCAAAGUUAUUCAAAUGGGAAACAGAAAAGAGAUUCACAAAGGAAGUGUAGAAGUAUCCAAGGAAUCUGAUUGUGAUGUAAACAUAACGCCAUCCUUGCUGGAAAGAAUACAUGGAUCAGACAACUCCAGCAGUGCAUUCCUUGAAGCUACCCAAAAAAUUUCCAUUGAUUCAUCAUCUUCAGUGCAGUCUUUCAAGAAUGCAAAUGGUCAUAAGGAUCCUGAAUCUAGCAAACCUGAAUACCCUGUGCUUGGUAAAGACUCCAACUCCUGCCAAGACCUGAAGUCUUCACAUGAAGGCAUGUCAGAGCAGAGGGAGGUAACACCUUGUGAGACACAGAGGUCCCCUCAGGCUAGCAGGUGGCAGGAGGCUGUGGACAAGGAAGGGAGGAGAGUUUAUGUAGAUCUUCAGACUGGUAACUCGUCUUAUGAGCCUCCUGAAGUAAAAGAUAGCCCAGCAUGGACCUGCAGCCAGCCCCUUGGUGCCAGACUUCCCAAGGUGCCCCUGACACACGAGCCUGGGUAUGUCCCAAGAGGCAGCGGUCAGAGGGACAGGGACAGCUUCACUCUCAGCCAUGGCUUCACCGAGCUCAUGUCUUGGAAAAAAACAAUAGAAAUGAGGAAGAGGGAGAGUGUGGGUCAGGCAGGCAGUGUUAGAAACCCAGAGCCAGGAUGUAGCGGUGCUUGGGCUGGAGGGACGAUGACCACUUCCUCAGGUGUGACUCAGGGGGUGCAGGAGGCCCUGGAGUCCUUGCUGGAGGACUGUGAGGCAGACAAUGACUUUGUGAAGUGGACAGAAAAACCAGAAACUUCCCCUCAGAAGUCUGCACAGCCCUCCCAGGUGGCUCAGAUCUGCCAGAUGUGGGAGCCACCAGACUUUGCCAUGGAAGCAGAGGUGCUGAACUCUGGGCCUGAGGGGGCGGGCCCAAGGGGCAGCUCUGGAGUAAGGGUGUACAACAUGAUCCACCCAUACAGGUUCUCCCAGGAAAUGCUUCAUUCCUGUAAGGUGUUGGGACAGUUGGAUGAGAAGUUCAUUGCCUGCAGCCUGACGUACCAAAACCCUGAGGGAGCUCCCGGCUCGGCCAGUCAGCUGGUGGUUCUGUUUGACCAGCAUGCCGUCCAUGAGCGAGUGCGUCUGGAGACAAUUAUCCAGGAGAACUGUGAGCGACUGGACUCGGGGGAGAUUGUGCUGAGCAAGAGUGCCGUCAUUCCCCCACUGGAGCUGGACCUGCCGGAGGACGAGGUGCGGCUGAUGCAAGCCUAUGCACACAAGUUCAACCAGCGGGGACUUUACUUCACACGGGCCAGUCCCUCAAAGGUCCUGUUCCAACUCAUCCCAAGCUGCCUGGUGCCGAGGGAGGCCAACGAGGUGCGCCAGAAGCGGUGCCAGACUGCUGGCGCCAUUGUGGAGAGUGUGGUGCGGGACCUGUGCCACACCAUGCACCAGACAGGAGGUGUGCUGGGCCUCAUCCCUCGUCCCAUCAGCCAUGUCUUCAACACCAAUGCCUGCAGGGGAGCCAUCAAGUUUGGUGACACGCUGACCAUAAAGGAAUGCCGGGAUCUGCUUGCCUCCCUGUGCUCCUGCCAGCUGCCCUUCCAGUGUGCUCACGGCCGCCCCUCGGUUGUGCCGGUGGUGAAUCUGACACACCUGGCCUCACGCACUCCCAAGAGGAUCAAUAAGCCCAACCUAAGGAAGCUGAGGGAGGCCAUGGAUGCAGGUGUUCUCCUCUGAGGACGCCAUUGGCUGGGGAAGCAAGGUGAGGGUCGCUUUACACCACAGGAGUGACAACAAUUGGUAUAUAGAAGUUUUUAAUAAGCUUUAUUGAUGAGUCUGGUAUUGUUUUCUGUGAUAUGGGAGUACUUGUGAUUUUAAUGAAACACUCUUUAAUUUGAAAGUCUAGUCUUUAGUUUAAUCUAUAUUCUUUGUUUGGUAUUUAUUUAUUUUCAUUUUUUUUUUUUUUCUUGAUCAGCAGUGUACAUUAUCUGACUGGUGUGUUAAUGAAGCUGUAGGAUAAGUGUAUUCUGACUUUUCCAUAAUGAAUACUCAAUGGUCUUUGAAGCUUAAGAGUAAUGUGAUUUUAAACUUUAACUAUUUACAGUUUUUUAAUAUAUUCAGGAGUUAAUAGGUUUUGAAGUAUAAUCUUGACAUGGAAUAUAAAUCAUAGCACUUAUUGACAAUGAUGACAUAUUAUGUUGUACCUUUCCUCUUAUGUUUUCUAAUAAUUCCAUAACUCUUUCUUAUCUUUCCUCACUCUAGGGACUUUAUAUCCAUCAACCAUUAGCUUACUGGCUCUCAGUCUCUCCUUCCUAGUAGCUUUAUUCCUCUGCUCUCUACACUGUCACUCACCUAACUCAUGUGGCUCAGUUAUUAAUAUCCUCUCAGUAUUAUGUAGCUCAUGAGCUAGAAAUGAUACUUGCAUUUUUCAGCAGUGUCAAUUGAUUGAUUGAUUGUAAUGUUUAGUCUGUUAGCUGCCUGGUAAUGUACAUGAUUACAGCACAGUUCAAAGUGCAGCCUCUCUCAGUACAUUUUGUAAGAUGGUUCAUGUUUUGUUGGGUGUGGUACAAUAUAUUUUUUAUACAACUUCUCUUUCUUGUACCUCUUGUGUGUGAAGUCAUAUUAAACAAAGAAGCAGAAGGAAAUAAAUGGACACAAAGAUAUAAAUAGUAAUAAUGAAUAUUGAAUAACUUAAGGGCAAAUGAUGCUGAAGUUAAUUAACCUUUUAUUGUUUUUGUUUGAUAGAUUAAAGAGAGUUUCAGAUCCCCUGUUCUUUCCCCUUUGGUCAGCUUCUUGACUUGUAGGAAAUACAGACUUAUGUUCAAAAUCUUCAGGAAGAGUGUUAAAUAACUGUAUUUAUAUAACAAGUAACUCCUUCCUCAAAAGCCUGAUAGUGUUAUGACAUUAAUACCUUUUUAUAAUACUUAUUGACAUACAAAACAGAAAUUUAUUUAAUUUUUUUUACAUUUAUGCUUAUAUGAGAAGCCUCAUAUAAAAUUGUUGAUUACCUCAGAAUACAUUUAUAUUUUUGUAAAUAAAUAAGCUCUAUUAAU